AUCGUAGGCUGCCGCUGUAGUGCCGAAAAUGUUUAAUGUUUCUCUAAUGUUAAUUGUUUCUCUAACGUUAAUCACCGAAAUGUUUCUCUAACGUUAAUCACCACUCAUACUUAUAAUCUGAGGUCUUAUCCCAACUUAUUAGUACCUAGGUGUAGAACUGAACGUUUUUCGAACAGUUUCAUUCCUGCUGCGUGUCGUGCUUAUAAUAACAAGUAAACUUUAGAUUAUUAUCGUUAUUUUUAUCUAACUUACCUAUUUUUACCUGUAAAUAUAGAAUAGAUUGAAUACCUAUGUUCUUAUACCCUGUAAUUCCAAAGUAAUUCAGUUGUUACUGCUAGUUUGGAAAUUUAUAAUAAUAAUAAUAAUAAUAAUAAUAAUAAAAAUAUUUCAACUAGUCAAAACUAUAAACUUGCGUGUCAACUUCGUUGAUUCUUACGUAGACGGCAAAUAUUUGGAUAUCUAGCUUUCAGCGAGUAAACGGUUGUAGUUGUAGUUGUGAUGUACAUUAUGUUAAAAUUUAUUAUGCAAGAUUUUUUUGCAAUCGUUUAUAGAAUUUAUCCUAUUCAAUUUUUUUACCUUUUCAGAAUUUUUUCAGAUUUUCCAUUCCCCAUUAGUAGGAUCUGGAUUUUCGACAUUUUGUGACGCGAAUUUGCUUGGGAAUUGCUAUAACCUUAGGAUUUAUUAGUAAUAACGUAAUAUCCUUAUUUCCUUGCUGAAAACAAAAUUCCUUGCCGUUUCCUGGUAAAUUUUAUUUCUUUUUCAAAUAAAUUUCUUUGCAAGUGGAAGCACUGCAUGGAAUGACCAGUUGGGAUAACGCAAUAGUUGAGGACUCCCCCUUUUCUCACCCACCGCCCUCCCCCCUUCAAUAUUAAUGAUUGUUCCCUUAUCUGUGUAAAUGUAAAAUAUGGUUCUAUUUUAUUUCAUUUUGCUAAUUAGGAAAAUUCAGUAUGUUUUAAUUUAAAUAGACUAUAUUUUUUACAUAUUUGCAAAUUGUAAAUUUUAUUCUGUUUUGCGUAUUCUAAAAAAUAAAUAGCCUUAAAAUACUAUAUAGAUAUCAUACCUAUUUUAAUUUAAGUAAUUUUUUGCACGUGCAUAAUAUGUUUACAAUAGUCUAUUUUAUUGUUAUUUUGCAAGCUAGGAAAGAAAGAUAGGAUUAAAACAGUAUAUUUUAUCCCUGUUUGAAAUUUGUGCGUUUACCUUGCAAAGUGUAUAAUUGGAUUUAAACACCCUAUUUUAUUUAAUGAGUUUAAUUAAAAAUAGUAUAUUUUAUACCUACUUUAAUUCCUAGCUGCUUUCUAGUGAAGCAAAAUAGAAUUUAAAUAGGCUAUUCUAAACCUGUUUUUUCGCUGAGGCUCUGGAAAAUAGUAUUAAAAUAUGCGAUUUUAUUUCUAUUAUCUAUAAAAAAUAGGAAUAAAAAAAGUAAAAAAAUAAUAAAAUAUGGCUCUUUCUUUUGGUGAUAUAUUAUGAUAGAAUUAAAAUAGGGUUGCUUCUGAAUAAAAUAGCAUAAAAAUAUGGAUGAUAGUAAUAAAAUAGUUUUAAAAUAGCAAUAUAAUAUAGUUAUUUUCGCAAGGGUAAUGACCACAUUUGUUUGGAUAUUUCAAUAUGCUUAUUACCUAACUGGAAUUGUAUUUUAUAAACAUUUGAACUGGCAUUUUAUAUUUUAUAUUAAUUAUUGUAAAUAUAUGAUCUAGGGAGUAGGAGCCUUAAAUAAUAGCCAUGUGGUUUCUGUUAGGUCCCUAGCCAGCUAGCCCCAAUUCUUGUAAGUAACUGUGGCAAUUGUGUUUUGACGUUAAAACCAAUAACGUAAGUAAUUGUGUUUUGACGUUAAAACCAAUCUUACAUACGUUCACAAAGGCGGGAAGUAUAUGAUCCUAAACUAGAUUUCACGUUUAAACAGUAUAAAACACCAUUCACGAGGAUAGAUGUUAACAUGGCACAGUAUUUCUGGCAAUGAAACGCUCGAACUGACCAUCUGACCAUUUCAUACGAACUUUUAUCGAUGAAUAAUUUUGCGAGUUUUCAUCCAAUUCAAUCAUAUAUUUGCUCAAAAUCUUCGCCAAAAUCUUUACCAUAAAGCUUGACCGAAUAAGUUUCGCCGGAAACAAUGUGACAGCAAAAACUGCUAAAGUCUUGAUUUCUGUAAUAGAAUGUAUAGUCUUUUUGCCCUGUUGUACCGCCAUCAUGGAUUUAUCAUGUAGGCCCCGCCUGCGCUAGGUAUGCGUUAGCAAUCUAGAAUGGGUUUACACCUAUGGCUUACACAAAAAAUCAAAUUGAAAACUGUAUGGCAUCCGGCGGAUGGGAUUUUAGCUUUGUCUCCAUUUGGCGCCAAUUUUCAGCUUUUGAAAUAAACAUUCUCAUUGCAUUUAUUUUUGUACUUACAAACUUGUAACUAUAGCAAUCGUUUUGAUGUACUGAUGGUUUUUCCCGAGUUAAAAUAAAUUUAUGUAUGUAUAUGUUGCAUAAAUUUAUGUAUGUAUAAAUUGAAUUAUUUUAACUUCAGUAGUGUUCUUCAUCCUCGUUCCCAGGGCCUCUCGGAUGGUUGUACUUCCGAUGAAAAGGACUUGAGUUUUAAAGUUUCGAGCGUUCAGUAUAUAUAAACAAACUGACAAUCACUUUCAGAAGUUGUGGAGACACAUGUAGUUUUAGCUUGUAAGUGGAUCAUUAUAGUUUUUUACACACAAUAUACACUUGUCCUUGUCAUGGUCUGAUGAAUUUCAACGCUAUGCGUUGUUACUUGCUGGACAGCAAUGUAUCGAUCAGAGAUUUAUUCAUACAACUAAACCAACGUUUCAAUAAUUGCAAACUUGCUUCAAAAUCGAAAGGUAUCGAACAAUGAAACUUUACAAUGCGAGUAUAUUUGUAAAAUUAUGUGCAAGAAUUUCUGUUCAGAAUUUCCCGUGCAGGAUUGUCUGAUUCUGCACGGCUUUUGACCAAUCAAAUUGCGUGUUUCACUGUAGUUAUUAUACAAACUGUUUUGAUAUCUCUAUGCUAAAGCAACUCUGACUAUUAUACCGGCCCUUGUCUGUCCGUGUCUCAAUUAUGGAAUUAUGAACUGGGGGAAUACAUAUACAUCAAAGAUGAACAAGAUAAGAACAAAACAAAAUAAGGUUAUCAGAAGUGUAUUUUUUGCUCAUUCUAGGAAAAAUGUAUCUUCUUAUUUUAAACUUCUUGGAAUUCUGAAAUUCGGUAAUAUAUUCAAAUUAAGAAUUGCUGAGUUUAUCUAUAAACUUAUAAAUACGAGAACAAAUGUUCCAAGAGCAUUUUCUCAUCCUUUGUUCUACAAGCUGCUAAUCAACAUACCUAUAACACAAGAUAUGCUACUAAGAUGAAUUUUGUAAGACCAAAAGUAAGGACUAAUUAUGGAGUUCAUAUUUUCAAAUUCAUUUCCUCAAAAAUAUGGGAAACUGUAAUUGAUAUCGAUAUUAAAAUAUUAUCUUCAUUAAUACUCUUCAAAAAAAGCUAUACGAAUUAUUAUUACAUAAUCAGAAUUAUUACUCCUAUAUAUAUAUAUAUAUAUAUAUAUGUAAUUAAUGAAAUUUAGUUGCAAAUACUUAACAUAAUUGAAUUAUAUAUAUCGUUUAAUGUUUCAGAGGCCGGCUCGAACGCCAUGCUACUUCGGUCUCUGUACACUUCCUUUCUAUGUAUUAGUGUUUAAUUCUAUAGGUAUAUUUUCUAUCUAUCUGUAAAUCAAUUUGUAUAUCUUGUAUUUGUAUUAUCUUGAAAUUGUGUGAAAAUAAAUGUUAUCAAGUCAUCCUCAGAGGCUUUAGUUCCAUGAUUAAAUGCCGGUUUUUGGCGAUGUACCGGGUGGCCCAAAAAAAAGUACUCCUGUUUGAUUCGUAAUAACAUCUAAACAAGUAUAGCUUUUAAAGAGAAAUAAAUAACUUGCAUCAAAUAGAGGAAGGACUAACUUAGACUUUGAUAUAUUACAGUUGUAUUUCACUUAAAAAUUCACGGAGAUAUUAAUCUUUAAAUUCGGGAGGAUAUUUCUGGAUGUGUCUGAAAUAUGCAAAAAUCGGCGUAUCAAAUAUUAAUCAAGAUUUGCCCGACUGAAACAUGCACUAUUACCAGUAAAUAAAUGACACUUGACAAAUUGUUUAUUAUGAAACAAAGUAUUAUUAUAUCUAUUAAUCCUGCUCUAACCGAGAAAUAAUCAACUUUGUUUUGAACCCAUGAAAAACAUAAAAAUAGGUUAUUUUAAGAAAAAUUGAAGCGCCUGCCUUGCAUGGUCUUUCAGUACCUUAAGUUUGCAAAGACCUAUUAAAUACUUACAUAAUUUCGAACGUUCAUAUUUCAGGAAACAAUAAGUUAAGACUUACAUGUAAGAUGUCUAAAUCUACGCCAUAUCCCUUACAAACCCUAACUACAAUUCGCUGAAAUACAAUUUACCCUGAUAUGUCAUUAAGCAAACAAACGCUGGAGUGAAAAUUUGAUACGCCGAUUUUCGCUAAUUUUAGACACAUCCCAAAAUAUGCUCCCGAUUUUGAACAUUAAUAUCUCCGUGAAUUUUUAAGUAAAAUACAACUGUAACAUAUCAAAAUCUAAGUUAGUCCUUCCUCUAUUUAAUGCAAGUUAUUUCUGUUUGAUAGCUUUACUUGUUUAGAAGUUAUUAUAAAUCAAACAGGAGUACUUUUUUUUGGGCCACCCGGUAUAUGAACAGACUUCUUAUAUAAGAAUAAUGACCAAUAUCUAGAUUUAUCUAUAACAGUAUAUUUGCGCACAAAAAUGCAACGCACCUUUAGAUAAACUUCCUGUCAUUUUCAUGAAGUCAAGACCACGUGUUUAUAUCAUGAUUGACUGAUUCAGAGCUCUUCGCAUGUGUGAAAAAGCUAGGACUGAGCUUUAAAUUUGACUUCAAAUUUUAUGGUUGGCGGUGGCAUUCCAGUUAAAUUCAUUUCAAUGGUUUGAAUUCAUAUUAAAUUAAGUUCUACUUGGGCCUUUUUUGCAAUAAUCGUCUUUUACGCAUGAUUUAUCACACGCAUGACUUGUUUCAUGCAUGGUUGAUGUCAUGUACAGGGGCGUAGGAAGCGAGGCACGGGGCACGUGCCCCCCCCAAUUUUAAAGGACUAAAAGUGCCCUUUUUUGUGAUAAAAAGUGCCCUUUUUGUGUUGAAAAGUGCCCUUUUUUGUGAGGAAAAGUGCCCCGUUUGUAGAAGCUAAUGUCGCUGUAAAUACUAAAUUAAAACAAUAGGUGCCGUUUUUGUGUGGAAAUUUACAAAUUUUUUUUAAAAAUUAGGUCACAAACAUAAAUUUCGGUAUGAUACGACGGAAAACAUUUCCGGGAAAAUUUUUUUAGGUGCCCUGUCCGAUAGUAAUGUGCCCCUACAAGCCGGUGCCCAAAACUCCAGGUGCUUCCUACGCCCCUGGUCAUGUAUGAUUGGUAUCUUACAUACUCUUUACACAAGUUAAGAAAAAGUGUCUCAGUAAGUUUCAGACUUAUUAAAUAUUCCGAAGAACUUGCAUUGUAGCGAAGAUUUUCGAACUGUGCAAUUAUUUUUAAUACACACUGUAUAAAUAAUAAUUUACGAACUAGACACUAUUUAGAAAUGAUAUGCAAUCCACAAUAAUUAAGUAUUUUCUUCUUGGCAGAUUACAUAGGACUAGAUUCAAAACAUGAGAAGCAGAAUGAACAUUGUGAGCCUGAAAAUUCCAAGAACCUAACGAAUGAGACAGAACGAGUAAUUGAUAUAGAAAGUCAAGACCGAGGACUUGAUCCAGAAAUAGAACAGGUGGAACGCCCUAAGGAAGAGAAUAUUGAUGAGACUAGCAAAGUACAACCCGUUAAAGAUGAGGAUAUUGAUGUGACUACCAAUAAGCUACGCUUUCAGAAAGACAAUGUUGAUAUGACUACCAAAAUUGAAGAUUUUCAAAAUAUGAAUAAUAUUGGCCUGACUUCCGAAAAUCAAUGGCUUCAAGAAGGUAAUGUUCAUGUGACUACCGACAUUAAUCAAGAAGAGUAUAUUAAUCUUCAUAACGAAAUAGAACGGCUUAAAGAAGAAAAUUUUAAUCUGAAUGGCAAAAUGCAAAGCCAUCUAGAUGAAAACAAUUACUUAAAGAGAGAGAACAGCAACUUGGAAACAAUCAAUAAGCUCCUAGAAGAAGAUAACAGUAUAUUUCAUCAAAUGAACAUACAGCCGAUGUUAGGUAUACAGCUUCGUAGACUACAAUUCUUCGAGAUGGAUCGACUACAACAAGAAAACAGCAACUUGGAGAAUCAAAUUCAGGAAGUGUGACAAGAAAAGGAUAACAAAAUAAACGAAAAUCAGCAACUUCAACAACAGAAAAGUGAAUUGGACAACACAAAUCAGCAGCUCCAGCAAGAGAAAAGUCAGUUGGACGACGAGAAUCAACAGCUCCGACAAGAGAAAAAUCGGAUAAUUAACGAAAAUCAGCAGCUCCGACAAGAGAAAAGUCAGCUGAAAAACGAGAAUCAGCAGCUCCGACAAGAGAGAGAUCAGUUGGACUACGAGAAUCAGCAGCUCCGACAAGAGAACGGUCAGUUGAACGACGAGGAUCAACAGUUCCAACAAGAGAAAGUUCAGUUGGACUACGAGAAUCAGCAGCUCCGACAAGAGAAAGGUCAGUUGAACAACGAAAAUCAGCAGCUCCGACAAGAGAAAGAUCAGUUAGACAACGAGAAUCAGCAGCUCCGACAAGAGAAAGGUCAGUUGAACGACGAGAAUCAGCAGCUCCGACAAGAGAAAGGUCAGUUGAACAACGAGAAUCAGCAGCUCCGACAAGAGAAAGAUCAGUUGGACGACGAAACUCGGGAACUCCGACAAGAGAAAGGUCAGUUGGACAACGACAAUCAGCUGCUUCGAGAGGAGAAAGGUCAGUUGAACAACGAAAAUCAGCAGCUUCGAGAGGAGAAAGGUCAGUUGGACCACGAAAAUCAGCAGCUCCGACAUCAGAAAAGUCAGUUGCGCAACGAAAAUCAGCUGCUUCGAGAGGAGAAAGGUCAGUUGAACAACGAUAAUCAGCAGCUCCGACAAGAGAAAAGUCAGUUGAACAACGAAAAUCAGCUGCUUCGAGAGGAGAAAGGUCAGUUGAACAACGUAAAUCAGCAGUUUCGAGAUGAGAAAGGUCAGUUGGCUAACGAUAAUCAGCAGCUCCGACAAGAGAAAAGUCAGUUGAACAAUGAAAAUCAGCUGCUUCGAGAGGAGAAAGGUCAGUUGAACAACGAAAAUCAGCAGUUUCGAGAAGAGAAAAGUCAGUUGGACCACGAUAAUCAGCAGCUCCGACAAGAGAAAAGUCAGUUGAACAAUGAAAAUCAGCUGCUUCGAGAGGAGAAAGGUCAGUUGAACAACGAAAAUCAGCAGUUUCGAGAAGAGAAAAGUCAGUUGGACCACGAUAAUCAGCAGCUCCGACAAGAGAAAAGUCAGUUGAACAAUGAAAAUCAGCUGCUUCGAGAGGAGAAAGGUCAGUUGAACAACGAAAAUCAGCAGUUUCGAGAAGAGAAAAGUCAGUUGGACCACGAUAAUCAGCAGCUCCGACAAGAGAAAAGUCAGUUGAACAAUGAAAAUCAGCUGCUUCGAGAGGAGAAAGGUCAGUUGAACAACGAAAAUCAGCAGUUUCGAGAAGAGAAAAGUCAGUUGGACCACGAUAAUCAGCAGCUCCGACAAGAGAAAAGUCAGUUGAACAAUGAAAAUCAGCUGCUUCGAGAGGAGAAAGGUCAGUUGAACAACGAAAAUCAGCAGUUUCGAGAAGAGAAAAGUCAGUUGGACCACGAUAAUCAGCAGCUCCGACAAGAGAAAAGUCAGUUGAACAAUGAAAAUCAGCUGCUUCGAGAGGAGAAAGGUCAGUUGAACAACGAAAAUCAGCAGUUUCGAGAAGAGAAAAGUCAGUUGGACCACGAUAAUCAGCAGCUCCGACAAGAGAAAAGUCAGUUGAACAAUGAAAAUCAGCUGCUUCGAGAGGAGAAAGGUCAGUUGAACAACGAAAAUCAGCAGCUUCGAGAAGAGAAAGGUCAGUUAGACAACGAAAGUCAGCAUCUCCAACAAGAAAAUGCUGAGAUAAUCAAUGAAAUGCAAAAUAUUCGACAAGAAAACAACAGCAUGCGAAUCGAAAUUGAGCAGUACAGGGAAGACACCAUGCCUAGCAUUAUUACAGAAAGUGGAUCAGUAGUAGUUUCAAAUGAGCUGCUUGGAAAAGGUGCUUGGGGCGCUGUGUGGGCAGGAGAUUUUUACGGAACUAAAGUGGCAGUUAAAGAAUAUUACGAAAUUAUAUUGUCUCCACAUAACUUGCAUUUAUUUCAGCGUGAAAUAAAUAUCGCGUCACAUUGUCGGCAUCCCAAUUUACUACAGUUUAUUUGUGCAACGAAAAAUCAUCAAAAUCGCCUAUUAAUUGUAACAGAACUGAUGGACAAGGCAUUGCGUGCAUUCGUUGAGCAACGUGCAAGGGAAAGAUCGCGGUUGGAGUAUCAGGAGAUUAAAUCAAUUUCCGUAGACGUGGCACGUGGCUUGAACUACCUUCAUUCAAAAAAGCCAAAACCAAUUAUCCAUCGUGAUGUUAGCAGUGCCAACGUAUUGUUAUCGAUUGAAAAUAGCGCAGUAAGAAGAGCAAAAAUAUCGGAUUAUGGUUCAGCUAAUUUCAUGGAAAAAUGCAAUACAGCGAAUCCAGGAGCAGCCAUUUACGCCGCACCUGAAGCUGAUCGAGCAAAACAAGAUCCUAAGGUAAAUUUAUUGGAAUAUAUUACAAGGGUCAGUAAGAAAAUAGCACAAUUUUAAAUUUCAAAUAAAACAGUUUAUAUACAUACAUAUACAUAUAUAUAUAACCCUUGGGGGGGAUAAUAUAGCCCUGCGAAGUUUUGCCGUUUUUCAGUAAUUUUGUAUUAACGUCCGUGACGUCAAUAAUCUGCACUAAAAAAUCACUUAGACUUCAACGUCCUUCCCCCCAAAAUGGGCACAUAAUUGUUGCCCACAAGUAUUUCUCUGGCCCCGCAAAUAUCUAUUUAAUGCACACUUGUGGUUAUUAAAUCGCAAUCUGAACGGAGUUAUAAUAUUCCCUUCAUAUUGCAACCCACAGCAUUUAAAACUAGUAAAAUACACUAGAUCCCCCCGAGUCACAUUCGAAGCGAUGGUUAAUGCAGAAAGACCGCCCCUUAACAUGGCUUUUAAAGGUAGCACCAAUAAUGACAUUGUCACAGUUUUUGUAUUUUCUUUUCGCACUUAAACAUCCCUAGCCUGCGUAGCAGGCGGCAUUCGCGGGCACGAGAGAAUGGGAAGCUUGAAAUACCGCCUGCCCAAAAACUACACAUUCUGAGUUCUCCCCGGAAGCUGGGUGCCGGAGUAUUCUGAUUGGUAGCCUGCGUAGCAGGCGGUAUUUGAUUGGUCAGAAUGUUGAUUUUGAAUUUUUGAUUGACAGGAGUACAGAAUUAGAAUAAUUAGUGCUAAUUUUAGAAGUUACUGUUGCCGUAUUUAUAAUAUAAACUAUUUUUAUUUUCGUAAUUGUACCGAUAUAUCGAGUGGUGGCAUACACUAACCAAAAGAUAACGAAUGUAUUCAUUGAGAAUUAAACGUUGAAUUCUUUAAUCUUUAUCUGGAAUCGGAAAUCGCUUCGUCUUGAAGAAUGAACAACGAAUAUCAAUCCAACAUUUGUUGCUUGAAGAUGUGAUACCGUGAUAAAAGUGCAGAUUUGAAGAUACAGGCUCGUAAAUGACACUCUAAGUCGUGUUUUUGAUAGCGAUUGGACCAAGCCUAUUACAAAGUUACGUCUGAAGGGGCCGAAGUUGUGUUCGGCGAAAGGUAUGGCUCGUCUAUAUUUUUGUUCAGACAAUUGCAUAAUUUGAUAAUACACGAACUCGCUUGACUUUCAAAGCUCAUAAAUCGCUAUAAUGUUGACAUCGACUAAAACUAUCGCUAUGAAUGAGGACAUAUUGUUACACUGAAUCGAACGUGGUAUUUUUGUCUUCAUAGCAUUGAAUGAACCGAAGAUAUGAAACGUCAAAGUCGUAUAUUUGAACUGGUGUAAAUACGUGAUUUGACAAAUAAUUAAAAUAAAUACAUUACUGUAAGAUGGGCGGGACCAUGCGGUGGGCGGAACUCAGAAUGUGUAGUUUUUGGGCAGGCGGUAUUUCUAGCUUCUACCGCCUGCUACGCAGGCUAAAACAUCCCUAUACGACCGUUUCCUUUUCCCUUCUCAAUGAACCUAUUCCCUAAUGAACAAAAUUUUGAUCUAGACAAGUCAAGACCGUUUUCUGAAAAAAGGUAUCAAUUUCCCGUGUGUAAUACAAAAUGACUGAAAAACGGCAAACUUCGCAGGGCUGUAUUAUCCGCAUUUUACAACAUUUCGCAACGAAGCUUCGGGAUAUUACUAAUUUUGUGACGCUCUUUCAAGCCAUGAUAAAAGUUUUCUCUAGACUUGUCUAGAUCAAUUUUGUUUUCAUUAGGUAAUAGGUCCAUUUAGAACGAACUAAGUGGUCUUUAAGGUUUUUAGACCGGCGAAAACACACCUUUGGUGGUUCCGGCAUAAUAUUAAAAACCUUUCAUACCAACUCACAAUUACUUCUUAUUCCCUAAAGAUAAUUAUUAUAAAGAACCAUCAAUGCAGGAUGAUAAUCUAUCGCGAAACAGUUCCUAUUACUAUUCUUAACCCCUUCUUUCUGCAUUAUCAAAUUAUUCCUGUCGACUUCUCUCACUCUGCCAAACUGAUCAUCAACAAAAUUGGAAUUAUAACCCCUCUUCACCAAAAAACCUUUUAGUUCUUUUAGUUUUUCCUCAAAAGCAUUUUUCGAAUUACAAAUUGAUUUCGAUUUCAUCGCAAACCUUGACUGUAAGGAAUCGCUCUCUUGACAUGAAGAGGGUAACAAGAUUUUAAAAAUUCAUUAAUAAUUGACGAAAAUACAAAAAGAAAUAAAUGUUUAAUCAAUGUUUGUAAUUCGGAUAAAGAUUUGUCCUGAUUUCCAUAAACUUCAGCUUUGAUUUUCUUGGCUUAGACAAUGUUUAUUUUUAAAAUUACUUCGCCAAUAAGAUAGGUAAUUUUUUAAGUACGAUAAAACAUUCGCACCCGAUUUGUAUCUGAUAGAAAAAUUCUCUUCUUCGGCUCGAGUUUGUAUACCAGAUACAGAUCCGCUCCUCAUGCUUUAUCUAAUACUUAAAAUUCAAAUACUGAUGUGCACUAGUAGGCUUAGAAUACACAUCAGUAUGAAAAGCACCAUUAACUUUAUUACUGCCGUUCCAAUUGAAGUGUUCUCAAAUAUUGAUUCAAUACAUUACCUCGGGCUGACUAAUUCAUACGAAUUCAAAUUUCGUUUCCUCCUGUGCGUUUCCUAUUGGUCAAUCGGUUCUGUAACGAAAUCUAAUUGGCUCGUUUAAAAGUAACAGGAAGUUGGUCAAUUUUCUAUCAAAUGAAUUGGUCAGCCCGAGGUAAUGUAUUGAAUCAAUAUUUGAGGAACACUUCAAUUGGAACGACAGUAAUCCCAUAAUCAAGAACAGCAAUUUCCUUUCGACUAAUUUCCGAAGUAAACUUAAUAUUCUCAUGAAAUGAAUUCAAUUUACUGAGGAAAUUGUUCAGUUCCCCCUCCCUGUGAAGCCAUAUCAUGAAAACAUCGUCCAAAAAACUCAUAUUUUCAUCAAAAUAAAAAAAAUUUUUCCAAAACCAAUUUCGCAAGUGAGACCAAACCAUCGACUGGCAAGUCCUCUUCAGCCUGAUUCAUUGCUAAUCUAAGAGCUUCAAGACCUUCGCAGUGUGAAGCAUAUGAGGAUACAAUCCCACUACAUCCAUAGUGCGCAAAAUUACAGUCGAUGGAAUAUGAUCUAAGUCUUCCAAACGUUGCAAAAAAUGUGUAUUAUCCUUUAUUACAGACGGUACACCUUCCAUCAAUGGUUGAAUAUGAAAAUCCAGAAACGCCGACACUCGUUCUGUAGACGUACCAAAUAUAAAUAUUAAAAUUUACCCAAGAAGGGAUUAAGAAGAAGGGGUCAAUGAAUACUUCAAUGUGAUUAGAAGCGAACUUUCUCUAAGCCUCAUUUAAAUGUAAUAAUUUUCUUUUUAGUAACGACAGAAGGCUUUUUUAUAACAAAUUUAAUAAAUUGUAACAACGUUUCGGAGUUUACUCCAUUAUCAGGUUACAUUUAUAUGCACUCAGAUUGUGCGUAUAAAUGUAACCUGAUGAUGGAAUAAACUCCGAAACGUUAUUACAAUUUAUUAAAUUUGUUAAAAAAAAAGCCUUGUGGUCGUUACUAAAAAGAAAAGGUCAAUGAAUAGUUAUAUAGAAACAGGAUAAGAAUAGUUAUAGGAACUGUUUUGUGAUAGAUUAUCAUCCAGCAUUGAGGGUUCUUUAAAAUAUAUUUAGGGAAUUACAAGUAAUUGUGAGUUGGUCUGAAAGGUUUUUAAGUCUUAUGCCGGAACCACCAAUGGCGUGUUUUCGUCGGUCUAAAAACCUUAAAGAUCAAUUAGUUCGUUCUAAAUUGUGAAGGGAAGAGGAAACGGUCGUAGGGAUGUUUAAGUGCGGAAAGAAGAAAUAUACAAUGUGUGACAAUGACUUUAUUGGUGCUACCUUUAAAAGCCAUGUUGAGGGGCGGUUUUUCUGAAUUAACCAUCACUUCGAUUGCAACUCGGAGGGUAUAGUGUAUUUGAUUAUUUAGCAAAUGCAGUGGGUUACAAUAUGUAUGGAAUACUAUAACACCGUUCAGAUUGCGAUUUAAUAACAAAUAGAUAUGGGCGGGGGCAGAGAAAUAUUUGUGGGCAACAAUUGUAUGCCCAUUCUUGGGGGGAGGGACAUUCAGAUCUAAAUUAUUACGUCACAGACGUUAAUUAAUAGAGAGUUUGGCAAAUACAAGGGCAACGGCAACGGCAAUAUGGUCAUUAACAAUAGCAUUAAUCCUCAAAGACAAAGGCGAAUGUAAAUUACAUGGUCUUAAGCGUUGUGCAAUGCCGUAGUUGUUGAAACUAAUAUAAUACGUGAUUUGCAUCAUUUUCACGGUGCAUGACUACGGCAACAGUUGAUUCGUUCGAUGUUAUUUGAGAGUUUUAUUGAAUUCGCGGACAAUUUUUACUUAAGGGUACGUUUGAAAGAAACAGGAAUACUUAAAGAGGCAAAUUAAGUGUAGUAACGUAUAAUUUGGCUCAAAUACAACAAUAUAAGCAAUUAUAUUUUCCCCGUUGCAGUUGUCGUUGCCGUUCUAGUUUGCCAAACUCUCUAAUAACCCCACUGAGACGGAGAUCUUUUGGAUUGAGAAACUUAAUAGUUAUGGGCCAGGUGGGCUUAAUUUAAGGAAGAGGUUUAACUAAUUUAUGUGUAUGCAAAUGUUAGAGUAUUUAAGCGAGAGACGGAGAAGAUAUAACGUUUUUCUGAAGAAUAUUACAAGUUUUGUGACGUAUAGUAAAGAGAGUGCUCAAUACAUAACAUUUCGUAGAGCGAAUGUAGCCUAAUUACUAUUCUUACUUAAAAUGUUUUUAUCUCUACUCCGAGUUUCACGCAUUACUGCGAUCAUCAGGAGACAUUAUUCUUCAAUACCUUUGGUUUUUCCUUGCUUGAUGACGUGACUGUGUGCGCGCGCAAAGAUUGUUGGUGUUUGCUUUCACGCGCGGAGACCACAUUUCCCGCUAAAAAUUGUUUCUGGUGUAGGCACUUCGAGAAGAUUUCAGAUCGUUUGUUUAGCAGAUAUUUGUCGCGAUAUUUCAGAAUCAGCAGCUUUUCAUUAAUGUAUAGAAGCUCCUGAUUCUGAAAUUUCGGGCAUGUGCUAAAACCUGGACUAGUCCAUCGUCCAGUCCAUCGUCCAGUCCAUCGUCCAGUCCAUCGUCCAGUCCAUCGUCCAGUCCAUCUUCCAGUUUAUCUUCCAGUCCAUCGUCCAGUCUAUCGUCCAGUCCAUCGUCCAGUCCAUCGUCCAGUCUAUCGUCCAGUCCAUUGUCCAGUCCAUCGUCCAGUCCAUCUUCCAGUCCACCUUCCAGUCCAUCGUCCAGUCUAUCGUCCAGUCCAUCUUCCAGUCCAUCGUCCAGUCCAGUCCAUCGUCCAGUCCAUCGUCCAGUCCAUCGUCCAGCCAAUCGUCCAGUACAUCGUCCAGGUUUUGGCACAUACCGAAAUUUCGCGACAAAAAUCUGCUGAACAAAUGAUCUGAAAUCUUCUCGAAGUGCGUGCACCAGAAAUCAUUUUUAGCUGGAAAUGUGGUCUGCGCGCUUGAAAGCAAACAUCAACAAUCUUCGCGCGCGCGCACAGUCACGUCAUCAAGCAAGGAAAAACCAACAGUAUUUAAGAACGUCUCCUGAUGAUCGCAGUAAUACGUGAAACUCGGAGUAGAGACAAAAAUCAUUUUAAGUAAGACAAGAAGGACACAAUGCCUCUAUUAACAACGCUACAAUCUUAGAGAAAAGAGUACACAAUUUAGAAAAACGAACGUUCCUCGAGUCGAUGCAUUAAAUAUUAGACAAUAAAACAAUUAACGAACACAAAGAAUUCUCACGCAUGUAUUUAUCGCUGACGAUCGCAUGUAUUUAUAUAAUGACGAUAUUUAAAACCUUGUACUAUCCGAACUGCUCUUAGUACUCUGAUGAAGGUUGUAGUUAGCAACCGAGAAUUUAGAACUGUUUUAGUCCUUUUUUUUGUACAAAUUCUAGUAUAUUAAAAAUAAUUUUAGAACAGCUUUAACUCCAAAACUAUCAUGUAUUCCACGUACUGGUCGCUCCAACAGCAUAUAUAUAUAUAUAUAUAUAUAUAUAUAUAUAUAUAUAUAUAUAUAUAUAUAUAUAUAUAUAUAUAUAUAUAUAUAUAUAUAUAUAUAGUUUUUCGUUUUACCUCAAAAAACCACAACAGUCUGUUUCAUCCGUAUAGGAAUCAUCCGUAUAGGAUGAUUCCUAUACGGAUGAAACAGACUGUUGUGGUUUUUUGAGGUAAAACGAAAAACUAUAUUACGCUCUAUCUAUAUGGUAUUGAGCACUGUUUGUGUUUCGUAAACCAAAAUCUUAAACUAUAUAUAUAUAUAUAUAUAUAUAUAUAUAUAUAUAUAUAUAUAUAUAUAUAUAUAUAUAUAUAUAUAUAUAUAUAUAUAUAUAUAUAUAGUUAAUCAACUCAACACAUAAGGUUUUGACUUUAUUGUCUUCAUCAAAUAUAAUCCUACUUUACAGGCGAACCCAAUUUAUACCCUCCCAAUUUUACUAAUUAUGCAUAAUAUGUAUAUAAGUGAUUUACCAUAGAUGAUUAACUUAUAUACCUGUAUGGCUUUUCCGUUAUGGCUCACAUGACAGUAAUGUAGGAAAAUAUUAUUUUCCAUUUAUCAACUUUUGUAUGUAUAUUUAAACAUAUUCACAGACAUACAACACACAAAGGUAAAAAUCAAAUACCUUGGCAAGUUUCUUUGAUAGUUUGAUAGAUUUGUGCCAGACAUCUAGUGCAUGAAAAAGAUCGCCAAACUCUUUGAGAUGCUUCUCUGGCAAAUUAAAAAAAAUAAUACAUAUAUUAUUUGAGAUAAAAAGUACAUUAUCUGCUUUAUCUUUAUGAUAUUGCGCACUCUUUGGCAUUUCGUGAACCAAAACACUCCUAUAUAGAGUGCUUCAUAUAAAAAAGAGUAGAUAUGUAGUUUUAUACCUCAGUUCUAUACCACAACAGCCUGAAGCCAAGAGGAAUCAUCAGGUGGCAGCUUCUGAUGAUUCCUCUUGGAUGAAACAGGCUGUUGUGUUAUUGUUCACUUGGUAAUAUGCAGCGAUGUUUUGCUAAUUUUAGAAGUGGGGGGACGGUCUUGAAAAUCAAAUGGGCGUGGUCACUCGAUUGGGCGUGGCUUUAUGCAUAGUCACAGUGAACAAGUACAUACGCAAUAGCUUAAUAUUUGGAGUGGAUUUAUUACAACAUGUACCUAACAAACACCUAGCUUGCACGUGGUAGAUGUCUAAAAGCAAAUAAAACCACGUUGACUUUCGAAUUUCGAUGAUGCAAUUAGUGCUAUGCGAGUAAUUCGGCAAACUGGUAACUUUGCAAGUUGAAUAUGACGUUUCCGCGAGUAACUAAAUAAGCUUAGAUGAUAGCUAUACUUUUAUCCUAUCCAUUCAAUCAUGUUAAUAUUCUUAUUGAAUAAUUUUAUGUCCCCAUUGAUCAUUUUAUUGUUCAUUUGAAUGUUCAAUUUCGCGAUUGCGCGAGAGACGUUAACUGCGCUUAUGACUGGUAAGUACUUAUCUAAGCGGACGUCAAUUAUCAGACUCUCGUAUUUUUGUGCUAGUCUGCUAGAAUUUUAUGCAAGUAUAUCAAGUUUCAGGGACAUUAAAAUAGUGACACAAUUACGUUCUGAAAUAUGUCUACGUAGGACGCUGAGCAAUUAUUGCCAAAAAUAACACGUAUGUAGAACAAGUGAUGCCAAAGUUAUUUGGAUGGUGUCAAGCGGUGUUCACUGAACUUCACUCAUAUUUAAUCCCUGCCAGGGGGAACGGCGUUCCCCCACGUUUUAUUUUGGUAGGGGGGACGCCGUUCCCCUGGUAAAAAAGGUGGGGGACGGCGUUCCCCCGCGUUCCCCCUGGAAAACAUCACUGGUAAUAUGAUAAGGAGAAUAUACAAAACAAGUGAAACUUCGAGUUUCACUUGUUUUGUAUUUUGUUAAAAAUAUACUCAUUGGUUCUAAACAUUUAGACUAUAUAUAUAUAUAUAUAUAUAUAUAUAUAUAUAUAAAUAUAUAUAUAUAUAUAUAUAUAUAUAUAUAUAUAUAUAUAUAUAUAUAUAUAUAUAUAUAUAUAUAAUAGUUUUGUAAAUCAGUAUUCUUGAUAAUAACAUUAAUUAUGAACUUUAUAGACUGCAAAUCUUUUCCCGAAUGACCCACUAAUAUAUCUGUCAAAUCUAAAUGAAAAUGCCAUAACAUUGAGAUGUGUUACCUUUCACCUUUCGAACCAAUGCAAUAACUGCAGCUGAAGCAUCUGUAACCAUUUCAGAAACAACAAUUUCACCAACCAUUCUUUCAAGUAUUUUCCUCAAACCGAAGACUUCCAUAUUUGUUGAGAUACCUCCUGUUUGACGUUUGUCCACCACUUCUACGUCAACAAUAACAUCAAGAUGCUGCUCCAUCAAAGCAUACAUGCAGUACUUUGAACUAUGUCCUGGGGAAUCAUUCCGCCCAUCACCACACAAGACAACAGAUUCACUGGACAAAAUAUCCCACAAUUCAUCCUUCAUUUGCUCCCAAUAUCUCUUAACCUCAGGAAUAACAAAAUGUGUUUGCAUCCUGUUAUAAGUUGCCUUUGAUACUAGUCCAAGCCCCAAAAAUCGACAAAAUAAGGCCAAUUUGUCAUAAUUGUUUCCAGAGAUGAAAAUGCCAGCUGCCAUCAACAACGUAUUUGUAUGUACAUUUUGACCAUUUUUCUGACACAGUACUUUGGAAGAUGUCCAACAUCCAAGAUGACCUUCAGAACACUUCCAUGAUAUUGUCAAAACACCACCUUCCAUUUUAGUAUUUUCCACUUGACUUGUUCCCGAACAAGAUAACCAUUGGCAACCACUGUUAAAUACUUUCAAUAACAAAGGCACAUCAACGACAACACAAUCUCUCCGAAAAUGCUCACUGCACAUUUUGUAAUGGUUACCUAAACCAGCCAGGACAUCAAAUGCAUUCUGCAUUUCGUCUGCCAGCCUUUCAUUUCUUUCUUGAAGUGAUUCAGCUUUUUGAGGCUUGUCGUUAUCAUCUUCUAAACUACUAACAUCCAUAUCUUCUUCUCCUCUUGUAAUAUUAAGAGUUGUGUCAAGCAUGUCAUCUUCCGUUGAACUUAAUGUUGCUUCAGGAUCACACUCUUCAUCUUCUAUGGCACUUAGUGUUGCUUCAGGAUCAUACUCUUCUGCAAAUCUAUAAAACAGACAAUAUUUGAAUAUCAAACAAACAAAAGGUUUAUAAGAGUACUGUACAUAAUACCAAAUGGAGAGGUGUUCAUUGUUACUAUAAAUAUGGGAAAUGAAGGUCAUGUUCACAAUCAGUACAGUAGAAACUAGGAAGUGGAUUUCAGUGAAGAUGUUACAAGUGAUCUGAUAGUUCUCUCUUACCCUUGAACAUCAUAAAUGCACUGGCCAUCUUCAGAUCCACUAUCAUAUUCACUUGAAUCACAGGAACGAUUAAUAAAAAAUUUACAUGUAAAAGUGAAUAAAUAUUUGGGAAAAGGUAAAAGAAAAUUUUUAGAAUCCAGUAGAGGAUGAUACGAAAUGAGGAAUCCUUUUUGGUUAAUAAAAUGUACUAGAACAUCCCAAAGGGGGAAUGGGAAAGUGUUGGGAAGUGUGGAUUUUUUUAUCAGAUGACUCAUUGCAUACUAUUUGAUUUGCCAUCAAAACUCAAAAGAUGCUGCUACUUAUUAACUAAAUUGUGAAUACAACUAUGCAAGUAAUAAUUACCUUGUAUCAUGAUCUGAUUCCGAACUUGUGCUAUCACUCUCGAAUGAAGGGUCUUCAUGGUAUAAUCCAAAUUGAGGAUGGACAGAUAUGGAAAGACUCUCAAUUCUGCUCACGUCAAGACUAGCAGAUAUAGGUGCAACAUCCAUGGCUCUGUUUGGAAAAGUAAAUUACAUUAACCCUGAUUUCUAGUAAACCUGGUUUCAUUUUGGUAGUAGCUCUCAUGACAUGAGCACGUCCAACUAUGUGAAAUAGCCAAAAUGAGCCAAACGAUAAUAAAGAACAAAAUAGAUAAGAUACAAUAUACAGUAUACCAGUUGCUAUAUAACUCAAGACUUUGUAUGGAACCGGGUUGGCCUUCUUAGUCAGGAGACAGCCUGGUAAACGAGAUCGCAGUAUAGGAAAACUACAGUAGGGCCACUCAGCGUAAAGAAGUGUGCACAUUGUUUACUGGCUGCCAACCUAAUUUACAUAUUGGUAGACAACGGAAGCAGUUCACUGUAAAAUUGUAUUACAGAGUAAUGAUUUUGGCCGUGUAAGACACCUGGGACCUAGCUUAAAUAAUUCCCACUUUUCUCUCCUAAGUAGCGCUACUGGUCGUCUCCCUAUACUGUGGUGAGAUCUCACUGUGCAGUUAUUUUUAUAGUAAAAAUUACCAUUUGAAAGAGGUGAGAUGUCACUUGCCAGAAUAAAGAUUUCUCUAUCUAAACACGAACAAACAAGCUGGCCCGGUUGCAGGGAUGACAGUUCAAAGAUGCCUCUGCAAGCUAUUUUUAACUGUCAAAAAUUUUUUUCCUGGCAAGCAGUAUAAAAGUUUCUCAUAUAAACAGAAGAGACAUUUAUCCUGCUUACCUGACGGUCGGCCUGGCUUCGAUAUAAACAGCCCCUUAUUGGCUUAUUCUGUUAUUCAAGGUUAAGGAAAAACACAUUAAUAAUGUGACAUCAUGUUCAGCAACAAGGCACUACUAUUAAAGCAUUUAAAGGAUAAUAUCCACCGUAUUUCUUACGUUCUAUUAUUUUCAACACUCACAUGUCAUUGUCAGUCUCAUGGACAAUGGGUGACAAACACAAAUUUCGAUCAGGUUUGCCUUUACCAACAGGUGUUGAAGACAGAACAUAUGGCAAGGGUCGAUCUGAAGUGUAAUAUACAAAAUAUAUGAUCAUAAUUUAUAGGACGUAGAUCACAAAUCAUUUUAAAAUAUAAAGAAAUUAAUUGCAUUAUUAAAUAACAAAUAUGUAGUAUUUACCAUCGCCUGGAGAUUCCAUUGAUUGCAAAGGCUCGUCUUCGCAAAAAUUCAGAA
Messenger RNA from Paramuricea clavata, 19580 nucleotides. Lineage: Eukaryota; Metazoa; Cnidaria; Anthozoa; Malacalcyonacea; Plexauridae. The record is from the annotation of a GenBank genome assembly.